GAGGACAUUCGUGGUCAAAAUGGAGGGCACGACCAAAUAAAAAGUUAAAAGGCACUCCUCUAAAGAUAAAACUCAUGAUUCUUAGCCCUGCUCAAAAUGUAGGGCUUCUGGUUCAGCUGAAGGAUGAGCUGAUCUCUGAAGACCCAACCAAAGAUGGAAUGGAGGCAGAGCUCCCAGCUCAGGUCUUGGCUGAGCAUGCAGUGAGCACCAGGAAGACUCACAAACUGAUGUACACCCAGCUACAAAUGGUGAAAUUCCUUCUAGAUUUCCUUGAUUCUGCCCCAUGCAUCCAGGAUGCCUCUGACACAGCUGUCCGGAAGGAGAUGGUAGAGGCAAAACAGCAAUGGAAGACACUUAAAGCAGAGUACCAGCAGCUGGUGGAGUUGAUCAAAGGGGCUGUGCCUUACAUACUGGCCAAACUGGAGGAAGGGGAGAAUCGGGCUCAACUCUUGGAGAGUGCACUGCAGCGUUACCAAGCCAAGAAAAGGGCGAUGGAAGAGAAGGCGAAGAGUGCUCACGCUAGGCUCCAAAAGGAACAGGAGCAUUUGUGUGAACGGCAGCAGCAGCUAGAAAGAUCUGUUGCAGAGCUGCAGGACAAGCUACAGAAAAACCGCCAAGAGCUGCAAGGACUGCAGGAGAUGCUGGAGGAGCAAGAAGGCCAGGCCUGUGUCUGGAGGCAGAAGAUUCAGAAAUUAUCUGAUUUCCAGAGCCACUUGGAGACUUUGCAAGGCGUAAAAUUAAUUUCUGUUUCUGAGGUUGACCUGGAGAUUGAGCUGACCUCUUGUUCCCAGCCUGGAGCUUCUGAUUCCCAUCAGCUGAAGCUGCAUUUACAUUGGGUGGAUGACGGGACUGUCACAGUCCAGACUGACAGCCCUUUCUUCCUUGUCUCUGCUGUGAUUCCUGUGGGCAGUUACAGCACCAUUAGAGGCAUAAUCUUGGAACUGCAGCAUAGUUAUUCCCAACAAGCACAUCUCAUGGCUGAGAUCGAGUCACUGCAAAACUGUUUUGCCAUUGAUUGGCAGCAAGAGAAGAGGCUGUUGAGUUAUCUGAAGCCAUCCUCUACUUGUAAUCUUUAUGUAGAGCCAGGUUAUCCUGCCAGUGGAGGGAUAUGCCUUCUCUCAGUAAAGAGUCAACAUGGUACAGUUGAUGUGACCUCCUACCGGCCUCCCCAGGAGAGACCUUCACUGAAGAAUUGGCUAGUAUAUCUCAGUACUGUGGACUUCAGUGCUCCUUUCCUUGCCUGAAGAGCUGAGCUCUGCAACUUGAUGUGGAAUUGGGGCUAGAAUCUCUCUCUGAGGGGAUACUUCCUUGUUUCCUUCAGGUGUGAAAGAGAAAACAGAUUUAUUUGGUGCCACUGGAUUCUCCGUGUAUGUGUGUGUGUGUGUAUUUCCUUUAUCUGCCAUGGCACCUUUCCUUUUUAAUUUCCUCUGUCCUCACUUCAUCUCUCCGUCCUUCAUCUCACCACUCCAUUACAAUUCCUCUGGCUUAGUUUCUUUGUUGGUUGUGAAUUCCACAUUACUUGUCCUUGCCCAAUAUUUUGCUAUUUGAAAAAUUUUCUGUUUAAUAAAAUCCUAUGUUUCAACAACAGAACAAUACACAGAUUAACAUGGGAAUCACUCCUCCUUACCCAGAUCACACAGUAUAC
Messenger RNA from Sceloporus undulatus (fence lizard), 1645 nucleotides. RefSeq names its product ZW10 interactor-like. NCBI's taxonomy places the organism in Eukaryota, Metazoa, Chordata, Lepidosauria, Squamata, Phrynosomatidae. The record is from RefSeq and is a predicted model, not a curated record. The coding region runs from base 75 to 1244 and encodes 389 amino acids. Gene Ontology annotation, cellular component: kinetochore; cytosol; nuclear body. The transcript is spliced from 10 exons. Gene Ontology annotation, biological process: mitotic sister chromatid segregation; mitotic cell cycle checkpoint signaling; establishment of localization in cell.